Erigeron canadensis is the source of this 1017-nucleotide messenger RNA. RefSeq names its product hyoscyamine 6-dioxygenase-like. The coding region runs from base 1 to 1017 and encodes 338 amino acids. The record is from RefSeq and is a predicted model, not a curated record. The transcript has 4 exons. NCBI's taxonomy places the organism in Eukaryota, Viridiplantae, Streptophyta, Magnoliopsida, Asterales, Asteraceae.
AUGUCUCUUCUAGUUUCUAGCUGGUCUAAUGGAGUUCAAUCCGUACCUAAAGACUAUGUGAUGCCACCAGAAAAGAGAGCUGGUGAUUUCGUUAACAUUUGUAAGGAGAUUCCAGUGAUCAAUCUUCAAAAUGAUCGGUCUGAGAUAGUCCAACAAAUUCUAAAAGCUUGUCAAGAAUUCGGUUUGUUUCAGGUGAUCAAUCAUGGAGUUUCUGAUGAUAUGAUGGCGGAUAUGAUGGUUUUGUAUACUGAAUUUUUUAACCUGCCGGUUGAGGAUAAAUUAGUCGUAUAUGCGGAGAAAUAUGGUGGUCAGGAUUGCGCUCUUUACACAAGUGGUUUGGAUUUUGCAAAAGAGGAAGUUCACUACUGGAAAGACACGCUAAAGCAUGGGUGUCAUCCAUUAGAGAAUCACACACCAUCUUGGCCAGAUAAACCAACAAGAUAUAGGGACGAGGUCGGUAGGUAUUCAAUUGAAGUGCGAAAAAUGGCAUUCCAGAUUUUAGAUUUGAUUGGGGAAGGACUCGGGCUUAACAAGGGGCACUUUGAAGAAGUGAGCUGUGAACAAGCAAUGGUAAAUAACUAUUACCCAUUGUGCCCUGACCCAAGUUUAGCCAUGGGCAUUGGCAGCCACACUGAUCCAAAUCUGAUAACUUUCCUUCAACAAGACCAAUAUGGGCUACAAUUACAAAAGGAUGGAAAAUGGUUAGGAAUUGAACCAAUUCCAAAUGCUUUUGUGGUCAACCUUGGUUACCAACUCCAGAUUAUAAGCAACGGAAAGUUGAAAAGUGCGCAACAUCGUGUGGUAACAAACUCAAAAGCUGCUAGAACAUCAAUUGGAACAUUCUUUGGUCCAAGUCUAAGUCUUAAUCCGACUGUGAUAGGGCCUGCAAAAGAGCUGGUUACAUCUACCAGUCCUCAAAUGUUUAAAUCAUAUUUAUAUGAAGAGUUCAUGGUAGACUACCUUGUCUCUGUUCGCAUACCUGGUUCAGGAACAGUGUUAGAUUCUUACCGGCUUUAA